AUGGUUCAGGGACCCAUGGGGAACUGUGCCAAGCGGCCCUGGCGCCGGGGGCCUAAGGAACGCUGGCAGUGGCCUGGAGCCCCCCUAGGGGGCUCCAGCCCCAACCCUGGCCCCAGAGUUGAGGAGCAGGAGGGCACACAGGGCUACUCGGUGCUCGGCAGCCUGGUGGGGCCAGCCUGCAUCUUCCUCCGACCCAGCAUCGCCGCUACCCAGCUCGACCGGGAGCUGAGACCAGAGGAGAUCGAAGAGCUGCAGGUCGCCUUCCAGGAGUUUGACCGAGACCGGGAUGGCUACAUUGGCUACCGGGAGCUGGGUGCCUGCAUGCGGACACUGGGCUACAUGCCCACGGAGAUGGAGCUCAUCGAGAUAUCACAACAAAUCAGUGGUGGGAAGGUGGAUUUUGAAGAUUUUGUGGAGCUGAUGGGCCCCAAACUGCUGGCAGAGACUGCAGAUAUGAUUGGCGUGAGGGAGCUUCGAGACGCCUUCCGGGAGUUUGACACCAACAGAGACGGCUGUAUCAGCGUGGGGGAGCUCCGAGCAGCCCUCAAGGCCCUGCUAGGGGAACGCCUCAGCCAGAGGGAGGUAGAUGAGAUCCUCCAAGACAUCGAUCUCAAUGGAGACGGCUUGGUUGACUUUGAAGAAUUUGUUCGGAUGAUGUCUCGAUGA
Molecule: messenger RNA, 666 nt
Organism: Peromyscus californicus insignis
Lineage: Eukaryota; Metazoa; Chordata; Mammalia; Rodentia; Cricetidae
Gene: Cabp2
Product: calcium binding protein 2
Exons: 7
Coding region: 1-666 (221 amino acids)
Molecular function (GO): calcium ion binding
Source: RefSeq, a predicted model, not a curated record